AUGGCUGGAAGAUCCCACAAAGAUGAAAUAGAAGCAAAACUAAAACAGGAACAAGAUUUUACGUCUGUUAUACGUGGUAGCCUUCAGAGAAAUGAUCAACUAACUAGUAGACUGGAAUCUGUCCUCUCCUCAUGUGAGAGCCGAUUAGAGCGCCUUGAGAAUUCCCUCAUCCCGGUUCACCAACAGACCCAAAUUCUUCAUAAUGUGAAGCUGAAUGUGGAUGAGACCUUGAUAUGCCUGGACCAAGUGAUUUAUCACUACCAGGUUAUAAGGGAGACUGACAGGACCAUUGCACAGGGUCCUACAGGCAGGCUAGGAGAGUAUCUGGCCUGUUUGGAUCAGAUCAGAAGGUCGGAGGAGUACUUCCAGGAAAACAACCCUGAUGGUCCAGAGCUCAAAACACUGAGAGUGCGGUUUGAGAGGGGAAAGGACCUGCUCCAGUCAGAGGUACAGGCUUUGUUGCUGCGUCACAGCAGGCCUGUCCCACCUGUCGACAUACUAACCCUUAUUGACACUGGCACACUGCUGGAAAACAGAAGUGUGGAUAUUUUCCCCUCUUCUGUGAUCUACGAUGUCACCAGUAUCUCAGCCUGGCUACUGGAAAACAACUGCCAUCAGGGGAAAGAGGAUCUGCUCAACGUUGAGUCCGGAACUUUCUACCAGAGCGUCGAUGCUUUUUGCGUUCUGGCCGAAAUGGAAUUCACCACGCUAUCGAAAGUUUUUCCACAUGUUUACUGGGAGAAAGUCUAUGACUGUCUCAUUCAGUACACAACCAGCAAUACAAAGAGAAUGCUUCCAUCUCUCGUUACCUCCAUGGAGAAGGUGGCUGCUAAAGGUUUGGAAAUGUAUGCUGAUCACAUCAAGCAAUUUGCAGACAAGGAGAGUAACCUGCCUGUGGAUGGCACUGUCCAUGAGUCCACCAGCAAUGUUAUUCUCUUUCUGUCUCAGCUGCUGGCACAAGAGAGACCUAAAUCUUCAACUCCACCUGAAGGUAAAGCACUGGACAACCUCAUACAGGCCAUUCAGAACAAAGCCAGAACAUACAAGGACCCUGUUCUCCGAACCGUCUUCCUCCUCAACAAUUAUAACUACAUGCUCAAAUCUACUCCUGUCUGGGUGAAAGUGGCACAGUGUCUGAUGGACAAUAACAUGUCAACCACACAACAGGGCAAUAAGCUGAAAGAAGGAGAAGAGCAUGAGCACAUUAAAGAAAAGUUCAAGCGUUUUAAUGAUGGCCUGGAAGGGAUGUGUAGGACUCAGAAGGUGUGGGCCAUGCCAGACCAGGAGCAACGAGAUGUCCUCCUUCAUACCUUGAAAAGCAGCAUUUGUCAGGAUUACCGCACUUUUCUGGAGAGAUAUGGCCAUGUGACCUUCACCAAGCACCCUGAGAAGUACCACAAGUAUUCUCCAGAACAAGUAGAGGACAUGAUUGGUCAGCUGUUUGACCUCUCGGCCUAA
Messenger RNA from Chanos chanos (milkfish), 1458 nucleotides. Its product is annotated as exocyst complex component 7-like. Gene Ontology annotation, molecular function: phosphatidylinositol-4,5-bisphosphate binding. Gene Ontology annotation, biological process: exocytosis. The record is from RefSeq and is a predicted model, not a curated record. Bases 1 to 1458 code for a protein of 485 amino acids. Gene Ontology annotation, cellular component: exocyst. The transcript is spliced from 14 exons. NCBI's taxonomy places the organism in Eukaryota, Metazoa, Chordata, Actinopteri, Gonorynchiformes, Chanidae.